GAUCCUCAGCGUCAGAUCAAGCUCAUAUAAAAGACGCAGACUCUACUUUAUUCACAACCGGUGAAAAAAUCUUCCUGAGCCAGGACUUUCUGCAAUGUAAGUCUGUUUUAUGAAAUGUCUUCUAAGGGAGUUAACUGCAAGCUUUUUUUUCUAAAAGGGUAAUGGAUGAAGAUUUGUUUUUCUGAAGAAUAUAACUUUUCUUUUCUUUUUGGUAAAGUGGAAAUUUGGAAUAAACCAAAUCCCCCCCUUUUUCAUUUACUCAUUUUUUUUUCUUUUUGCAGUAUAAGGAAACAUUUCUUAAUUUUUUUUCUCUCCAAAUUUCAUCCCUGACAACAGAAGGAGCUUUCUUUCAACAAUAUCGUCUCGUGAACAAAAUGAAAAGACUAAUUUUACGGAUGCCAUGUUCUCAAGUGGAUAAUAAAAAAAGACUGCUGGCAUAACCGACACCACAGCUCAUCCUGAUGGGUUGUCUGAACUUCACCGGUGGAAAUGAGACUCUGCCUGGCUGGCACCCUUAUACUGUGCAGACCUCGGUGCCUGUAACAAUCCUGGUGGGUGUCCUCUUCCUGUUAAUUGUUUUUGGCAAUGUCAUGGUGGUGAUUGCUGUGAUGACAGGCAGAGCCCUCAGAGCACCUCAGAACCUGUUUUUGGUGUCUCUUGCAUGUGCCGACAUCCUAGUGGCCACAUUAGUGAUGCCAUUCUCUUUAGCAAAUGAACUUAUGGGUUACUGGUACUUUGGUAAAGUGUGGUGUGAAAUUUACCUGGCUCUGGAUGUUCUUUUCUGCACCUCAUCCAUCGUUCACCUGUGUGCCAUUAGCCUGGACAGAUACUGGUCUGUCACUCAAGCUGUUGAGUAUAACCUGAGAAGGACACCGGGCAGGAUUAAAUGCAAGAUCUUCAUAGUUUGGGUACUUGCGGCCAUCAUUUCCUUCCCUCCGCUUAUUACAAUGAAAAAGGACGAGGGUAGAAAAGACAGCCCUGAAUGUAAAAUUAAUGAGGAAAAGUGGUACAUCAUAUUCUCCAGCAUCGCCUCUUUCUUUGCACCCUGCGUCAUCAUGAUUAUGGUGUAUGUCAAAAUAUACCAGAUUGCCAAAAGAAGAACAAGAGCCCCACCAGGUGAAAGACAAAGAGGAUAUGGUAACUCAGGGAACACUGAGAGGAAAGAUGAAGGAGAGGAGGAGGAGGUCAAUGGGCAAGAUGUGGAAGAAGAGCCCUCAUCAUCUGAUGGCAAUGAAACCAUGCUAUGUUCCAUGAAGAGGAAGAAGGGCAUCAGGACAACUAAAGUGGCUCAUGUGAAGCCUGGAAAAACCUCUCCGAAGCCAGAGGCACUGCGGCGUGUGAGAGCGAGCAAGUUGAAAGGAAGGCAGUACAGAGAGAGGCGCUUCACAUUUGUUCUGGCUGUGGUCAUGGGGGCGUUUGUUCUCUGCUGGUUCCCCUUUUUCUUCACAUACACACUUAUUGCUGUGUGUGACACCUGCUGUGUGCCAGAGACGCUGUUCAAAAUGUUUUUCUGGUUCGGUUACUGCAAUAGCUCCCUGAAUCCUGUUAUUUAUACUAUAUUCAAUAAUGACUUCAGGAGGUCUUUUAAAAAGAUUCUUUGUAAAAGGGAACGGAGAGUUUUAUGAUUAAUGAGAAUUAAUUUAAUUAACAGCAUUUUUAGCCGUGUUGAGCAAGGCUGUCAUCAGUAAAUAUAACAUUGAGUAGAUAUUUAAAUAUCAUUGAAUAUUUGAAAAAUGUGACCAGUACUAUAGCCGACACCUGUGUUUAAAUAUUUGAUGUACUUCUACGUCAGUUUAUGUUUUGUAAUAUUAAAUCUUUAAGAAAAAAGAACAUAUUGUUCAGUUUGUUUUACCAGUUUGACUUCAAAUGUUUUCACUGUAUAGUUGUGACAACAUGGUUGACACAUUUUCUACAUUCAUUUGUUUUGACUUGUAAUCAUUUUCAAAUGUAUCGGUCAAUUAUCUGAAAUCGUCCCUUACUGUUCGGGUACUCUGUAAGCGUCUCAAAUCAGAGCCUGAUUGUCAUCAAAGAACAUUUCUAUUUGUGAAUUUUUGUACAACAAAAAGCUUGAUCAAAAGAAAUGUCGACGUGGCCAAUAAUUUAAUUGUGACUGAACAGAGUAAUGUUCUGAUUAAACCCAUGAUUAAACAGAGGGAACUGAGCUAACAUGAUGCACAUUAUGUGAAAACAAAGCCUGUCCCUGUAGUCACCAACAGACAAAGAUAAAAGCAUAUCUUUGCACACAAAAACAAGAGCAAGACCACAUAAAGGCAAAUAUUACCCAAAACAUGUUGUCCAAGUACCAAAACCAUCUGCUUCCCUAUUAACAAACAUGUGAACAAGACAAUUAUAUGGGAAGAAAAUUACGCCUGGGAGGUGCGGCUGGCACGACAAUUUAUCAUGAAUUAUAGCCCUUCAUAUCAGGAUAUCAUUAAAUCAUCCCCUGGAGUCCAGCAGAAAUCAUGCAGCGAUAGGAAUAUGAGUAGCUUCUGCAAAUGAUACUGGGAGAUUAAUAUCCAUACAAGCUUCUCUGAGUGUUUUGCUUUUGCUAAACUGGAUCCGAUAUCUCCAUCCUCUGUCUCUUAACACCUUUCUUUACAACAACUGCUUCUUAACAAUAACUCCUUAAGCAGUCUGUGAACCUGAAAUGCCACAUCCAUAACUGCUUUAACGUAACACACAUUUCCACAGACCACUGCUCAUAUGUACAGUAACUAGCAGAGUGUUUCCCAUGACUCUGCUCUCUGGGACUCUCAUGUUUUGAGAUUCCUGUGGUACACAUGUUUGGGUUCAAACCACGGCUCUACGUCUUAAAAUACAACAUCCAUGUCUUACUGCGAAUGGUAAACUACAGCGCUACUGUAUAGCUGAAUAAGUUCCCACAGACAUACUGACACGAGAGAUAUCAGAAAAACUGGUAUUUAAGCAUUUAAGCAAGUAAGAUGGAGUAUCAGUGUCAAUGUGUUGUAACUGCACAGUGGCAUAACACAUCUAUUCACAUUAAUCCAGGGAUACUAGACAGUCCUAAACAUAUUUCCUCUUUUCUCAGAUCCAUGGAACAUCAAUCUGAAGUUUGAAACAUUAAAGUGCAGUAAUUGGAAUCUGAAUGCUUCUCUUAAUUACAGUGACAACUGUAAUGUAGUUCGGUGCUAUGCUUGAGCAGCAGGAUGCAAACAGUACAUUUGUAAAUCAUGUUUUCACCAAGCAGUCAAUGAAUUAAAUGCUAAAAUAACUGAUGCCCAUAAAGCAUAACACAUAUAUUGGUGACAUACCUAAUUAAUCAUGUGAUACUGAAUGUUUCUAAACAUGUAAUAUUUUUUUAGUAAAAUUGAGUUUUCUCUGAAGUCUCUUUUCAUCAUGUCACUGUAAAUCAUGGUUGGUUACA
This is a messenger RNA of Labrus mixtus (cuckoo wrasse), 3385 nucleotides long. RefSeq names its product alpha-2A adrenergic receptor-like. Gene Ontology annotation, cellular component: membrane. The record is from RefSeq and is a predicted model, not a curated record. Gene Ontology annotation, molecular function: adrenergic receptor activity. The coding region runs from base 462 to 1625 and encodes 387 amino acids. The transcript has a single exon. Gene Ontology annotation, biological process: adenylate cyclase-activating adrenergic receptor signaling pathway. Lineage: Eukaryota; Metazoa; Chordata; Actinopteri; Labriformes; Labridae.